This is a messenger RNA of Adineta ricciae, 423 nucleotides long. Lineage: Eukaryota; Metazoa; Rotifera; Eurotatoria; Adinetida; Adinetidae. The record is from the annotation of a GenBank genome assembly.
AUGACGUUUCUGGUAUUACUUGAAACACAAAUACCGCCUAUUGUCGAACGCUCGUCGCAAAAUUGGAUUUGGCUCAUUGCGUUUAGUAUCACCGCUGGUGUUACCCUCUUAAUUAUACUUGUUGGUGUCCUCUGGUGUUGUGGAUUUUUCAAACGGAGUCGCCCAUCUUAUCCUGCAUCGACUCUAAUCGAACCUUCGUCAGCUAACUACCACUAUCAUUUGUCAUCAACAUCACCUCCCUCCGGACGACAUCCAAUAACUGGUGAUAUUGAAGAUGCGCCAAGUGAUCUUGAUGAUAAUCAAAUGAUCAUACCAAAUCCGGUCGAAAGCUUACCCAUUGUAGUUCCUCAACAUUCAUCACGUUUCAUUCAACAACAACAACAACGUGCACAGUUUCCGUAUUAUCCGAAAUCUUCAUCGUAA